UUCACAGCCGGCGGCAGGACAGCACCUAGCUCUAGCACCAUGGGGUUCACUCGGUUUGUGGAGAUCGGGCGCGUGGUCCUUGUCAACUACGGCCCGGAUGAGGGCAAGCUGGCCGUCAUCCUCGACGUUGCCGACAACAACAAGGCUCUCAUCGAGGGUCCCGACACCGGCGUCCCCCGGCAACUGAUCCCCUUCAAGCGGUUGGCGCUGACCGACUUCAAGCUGCCCAUCCAGCGCAACGCACGCAUUGGCACCAUCAAGGCCGCCGCCAAGGAGGCGGACUUGUACGCCAAGUGGGAAGCAUCUUCGUGGGCAAAGAAGAAGGCCAAGAAGGUCAAGCGCGCGCAAAUGACCGACUUUGACCGCUUCAAGGUGAUGGUCGCUCGCAAGCAGAAGAGCGCGAUCAUCGCUAAGAAGGUAGCGGAGCUCCAGGCGGCCGCUUGAAGCAAGCAUCGGACUUCCUACUCCCCAAGUGUCGAAAGAGUAUAAAGCAACAGCGGAGUUUUUGCCGUUGCUGCUGUUUUGCGCGCGGACGGAGGAACCAAGCAAACGUUUGUUGAGAAGAGAAGACGAGGAGAAAUUCGCGGGCGGGUGGGGCGGGACCUUUUUUUGGGAAAGUCUCAAGCUGUAGAUGAAGGUGCAAGAAGCCGAAGCUCUGGCGCCGUUGCCAUGCCGCUUCCGCUGGAGCUGAGGGUUUUCUGGUACCUUUGACGGUGCUUGUGCGGGUAGCACGUAGUAGGCAGCUCUCGCGUACGCGAUUUGACGCCACUUGCUGCUUUUCGGUGUCGGCAUGACCGGGUUCCCUAGGGUACCGCACAGCCCGUUUCGGUUCGUGUUGACGGCCGAUUCCUCUUGGCGCGUUUUCUUUUUGGUGUUCUCAUGGUGUGUGCUGCGCUGCUUUCUUCGCCCAUUGCCACGGCUACAUAAAAAGAGUA
Ectocarpus siliculosus is the source of this 935-nucleotide messenger RNA. NCBI's taxonomy places the organism in Eukaryota, Phaeophyceae, Ectocarpales, Ectocarpaceae. The record is from the annotation of a GenBank genome assembly.